GACCCAACAAAGUACAUCACAGAAUGUUAUGUUGCCAUGACGCUAAGUGAUAGUCUUGUGGCUCCAAUCAUGAACCAGUACACUGACACAAUGGAGAUCGUCGGGAUAGAUGUGCCUGUAUGGGGCGUUCUGACACUGUUGGCCAUUUGUAUCUAUACAUUUAUGAUGAGUCGUGACUUCUGGACGUUCAAGAGGAUGGGAAUACCAGGACCGACACCUCUCCCUAUUAUAGGUAACCUAGCCUCUAUGAUAAGACAGGGUCAAAGUGGUUUUGACCAGGGAGCAAUUAAGAAGUAUGGAAAAGUUUUUGGGCAUUUUGAUAUGAUGAGUACAAACCUAGUGGUAGCAGACAAAGAGAUGUUGAGAGAAAUACUUGUGAAGCAGUUUAAUAACUUUCCUGAUAGAUUGGUAUUUGAUGGCUUCAGCGGAGAUUUCGAUCACAGUAUCAUAAAUAUAAAAGGCGAACACUGGAAACACGAAAGGAGUAUUAUCACGCCCACAUUUUCGUCCGGGAAACUUAAAAGGAUGAUGCCAUUAAUCCAGGAGGCGUGUGACACAUUGAUAAAAACAAGUCGAAAUGCCUUAAAAGAUGGUAACAAUGGCCAGGUAGAAAUGAAAAGGCUCUUUGGCGGUUUCGCUAUUGACGUGAUCAGUUCCACGGCUUUUGGUAUCCACGUAGAUUCCCAGAGUAACCCAGAUGACCCUUUUGUAAAGCACGUCAAAAAACUACUAGACACUAGCCCGGCAUCGCUUUCAUUUCUCCUGAUCUCACUGUUUCCAGCCUUAAAACCAUUAUGGCGAAUCCUGGGUAUAAGUGUCUAUUCCAAAGACAGCAUGGCGUUUAUACGUAGAAUCACUUCUAAAUUAGUGGAGGAAAGGAAAAACAGCAAGAAGGAAAGUCGAUCAGAUUUCCUCCAGUUAAUGGUUGAUGCUCUUAAGAGCAGGAAUGAAGGGGAGAAGAAUGAGAAUUCCACAGAUAACAUAGAAUCCUGGUCUAAACAGAAAGGCAUGUCAUUCGAUGCGAUUCUGGCGAAUGCAGAGCUGUUCUUUGCUGCGGGCUACGAAACUACGUCUAUAACCCUGACGAUGAAUGCGUACAACCUCGCUCUGAACCCGGAAUGUCAAGACAAGCUGCGUCAGGAGAUCGAAGAAGAGAUUGGUUCGAGCCCGAUUGACCAUGAGAAUGUCCAGAAACUUCAGUACCUUGAUAUGUGUAUAAAUGAGACUUUGCGGAUGUACCCUCCAGCGAUGAGAUUUGAAAGAGUCUGUGUUAAAACUACAAAGGUAAAAGACAUCACUAUUCCAGCCGGUAUGGCGGUAAGCGUUCCUGUGUAUGCGAUGCAGAAUGAUCCGGAUGUUUGGGGAAAACCAGACGUUUUCAAUCCACAGAGGUUUUCCCCAGCUGAAAAAGCCAAACACGAUCCACUCGAUUACAUACCCUUUGGUUACGGCCCAAGGAACUGCAUUGGCAUGAGACUGGCUUUAUUAGAAGCAAAAAUGGCAACUGUUCAUGUUGUGCGCAACUUCCGGCUGAGUGUCGGCAGUAAAACUGACAUUCCACCGAAACUCGAAAACUACGAACUUUUGAAGCCGACGCACUUAUGGCUGAAAAUGGAAGAAAUUGAAUGAGUCAAACCAUUAAACCAGUAUAAUGUCUGGCUUGUGUAAAAAAAAACUGUCGCCAGGAUGUUCCUGUAUAUCAAUAUAAACAUUGUGGUUUUUCUCUAAAUAUUACGGAUUCUACUUUGAUGGAUGACUAAUUGUAUAAAUCCGAUAGUCUCACCAGAGGAUAAACAAACUAUUAGUAUGUUUGAAUGUCUAAUCGUCCAUUGCAUUGUUUCAAAAUUAUCAGCUGGUUCCUUCAUAUUGUUAUAAAUGCGUGCGAGUUCGCAGUCAGGGGAUCCCAAAUUUGACCUCUAUCGUCGACAUGGAAAAAAUGAUUUUUUACUUAGAUUUUUUUUCAUUUUCUUAUAGUAAACUUUAUAAACCAGUGUCUGCUUCCAGUCGAUUCUGCAAGAGUUAUGAUUCUUUUAUGCCUUGAAAUAAAGAUACCGAUAAGAACACAAUUUAGUGAUAAAAACUCUCUCUCUCUCUCUCUCUCUCUCUCUCUCUCUCUCUCUCUCUCUCUCUCUC
Ylistrum balloti is the source of this 2133-nucleotide messenger RNA. Its product is annotated as cytochrome P450 3A2-like. The coding region runs from base 37 to 1629 and encodes 530 amino acids. Lineage: Eukaryota; Metazoa; Mollusca; Bivalvia; Pectinida; Pectinidae. Gene Ontology annotation, molecular function: heme binding; iron ion binding; steroid hydroxylase activity. The record is from RefSeq and is a predicted model, not a curated record. The transcript has 15 exons.